AUGAAUAGCAAACUUAAGGAUCUCACGCUUUUGGACGGAUCGGACUUCGCCAAGAUUGCGGGUGGUUCCGACGUCUCGGGCCACGAAUCUUUCGAUGUUAUGGAUCCAGGCUCGGGCACGCCAAUAUGUCGGCUCACGGCGUCCAACCUCAAGGAUGUCGACGAGGCCAUCCACGCUGCCAAGCAAGCUUUUCCAACGUACUCGGCUAUACCCGCAAGGGAGAGAGCGAUGCUGCUUCUCAACUUUGAUCGGCUGGUCCGAGACAAUCUUGAGGAUCUUGCUUGGAUCCUCGUUUUCGAGACCGGCAAGCCGCUCGAAGAAGCGCGAGCAGAGGUGCAGUACGCGCUUACGUUCAGCUGGUGGUUCGUCGGUGAGGCGGAACGAAUCCAGGGUCAGGUGGUCAAGAGCGCAACCAACCCUUCACUGCGCUUCUUGACCGUUCUGCAACCUGUCGGGCCGGUGGCGAUCUUGACGCCGUGGAACUUCCCUGUGGCACUCUUCGUUCGCAAAGCCGUCAGUGCGCUUGCUGCUGGAUGCACCAUCGUAGUCAAGCCAUCGCCAGAGACGCCCCUGUCGACACUUGCCAUCGCCAACCUGCUUCGUCGGGCUGGUUUCCCUUCCGGUGCCGUCAACAUUGUUCUGGCGUCGUAUCGCAACACUCCUGCCAUCGGUCAAGCUUUGUGCACCGAUUCGCGCAUCAAAAAGCUCAGCUUCACUGGCAGUACUCGUGUGGGCCGAUUGUUGAUGCAGCAAUGCGCACCCACGCUCAAGAAGCUGACGCUGGAGCUGGGCGGUCUGGGCGCUUACCUGAUCUUUAGCGAUGCCGAUGUUGAGGCAGCUGCAACUGCGCUUGUUGCAAACAAGUUGCGGCAUGCGGGUCAGACCUGCAUUUCGGCGCAGAGAGCAUUCGUACACGAGUCUGUCCUCGAUCGCGUCUUGAAGAUCAUCGCAGAUCAGCUGGACAGAAUUACGCUCGGCCACGGAGCUGAUGCAUCCACCACGUUGGGACCGCUGCAGACCGAAAGAGGCCAGCAAAAGGCGCGAGAGCACAUCGCAGAUGCCAAGGCGAAAGGCGCCACCGUGUACACUUCGAAGGCUUCCUUGCCGAGCUCUGGUUACUUUGUUGCGCCAACCUUGCUCGCUGGUUGCACCGCGGAUAUGCUCGUGUUUCAAGAGGAAUCGUUUGCUCCGCUCAUCAACGUUGCGAGUUUCUCGACGGAGCAGGAGGCUGUUGCGCUUGCCAACGAUACCGACAUGGGCCUGACAUCGUACGUUUUCACCAAAGACUCGGCGCGUCUCUGGCGAAUGUUCGAGCAACUCAAGGCCGGCAACGUUGGCCUCAACGUCGGAGGGAGCACCACGGCGGCCGAGAUACCAUUUGGUGGUGUCGAUCAAUCAGGUUUCGGGAAGGAAGCCGGCAUCGGCGCCGGGCUCAAGGAGUACAUGACGGAAAAGUCAGCCACCAUGUCGAUAGCAUGA
Molecule: messenger RNA, 1479 nt
Organism: Pseudozyma hubeiensis SY62
Lineage: Eukaryota; Fungi; Basidiomycota; Ustilaginomycetes; Ustilaginales; Ustilaginaceae
Exons: 2
Coding region: 1-1479 (492 amino acids)
Molecular function (GO): succinate-semialdehyde dehydrogenase (NAD+) activity
Source: RefSeq, a predicted model, not a curated record